AACCAGAUUACCUCGGGAACUUCCGUGAACAAUAUACCGUUCCGUUACAAAACAGGUCUGAUUCGUUAGUAAAAAGGUGGUUACAUGAACUGUGUUGAAAUGCAACAUACUCGGUAGUUAACUGUCCAUUUCUAGUUUUCCUUAUUGCAUUUCUAGACCACAAGAUUAAAUGAACAAAGAGCAAACUAAGAAAUGGACUACGGUUCCGUACCGAGAUAGGCCUGUAUAUCCUCGGAUAUAUAAUACAUUAUAUUGACCGGUGGGCAAUAUAUACGACACAGAUGUUAGGUCCUGGGUUUGGUUUGGUCACGUGAUGCGGUACGAACAUCGGUAGGCGGAAACCACUGUGAACAGACAACGAUGCCACGCUUGCGGAAGUGGAAGAAAGUAAUCCAUUGUGUACAGACAUUCAAGAAAUACAGAGAAUUAAAGAGACUCAGAACAGCUGGAGCUGAGGCCCAAAAAGAGCUGCAAGAUUUGUUGGGGUGUAAACCAGACGGCUUAGAUGGAGGAAGUGAAAAAGACAGGCCAAAUGAAAACCCAGCUUCCAUGGAGGAGGAAAAACCCAGUAAAGAAUCCACCAGGUCUCUGCUUGAAGGCACAGAAAAAGUUAAACCUCGAAGAUGUAGACCACAUAUGGAUGACCCUCAUAUGGCUGUUGCAGGAAGAACAAGAGGAAGAUGUAGACCACAUAAGGAUGACUCUCGUAUGGCUGUUGCAGGGAGAACAAGAGGAAGAUGUAAACCACAUAAGGAUGACUCUCGUAUGGCUGUUGCAGGGAGAACAAGAGGAAGAUGUAGACCACAUAAGGAUGACUCUCGUAUGGCUGUUGCAGGGAGAACAAGAGGACACAACACACGGUCAGGUCGUACAGGGAGUAGGAGUAGCUCUCGGGUACACACAACACACAAUCUGGAAACACAAAAGACAGAAGCAGAAUGUGGAAAGAAAAGUCCAGAGAAACAAUUUCUUCAAACUUCAGGAUCAGGGAGAAAAAGAAGCGGAUCCUGUCACCUGACGCCAGAUGUUCUGCCAGAGUGUAAGAGGAGGAGUGAGACGAGAGACCAGCCUUUUCAGUCGGGAGUCCUAAUGGUACAUAUGUAUCCCGAUGAAGCAGAGUCUUGUCUUGCCAGAGGUCCGGGGAAAAAAAAGAGUCCAUACCGAAUAAAUGAUCAAGCAAAACACACACUGUAUAAUAUUGUUGUAAACGAACACAUAUCAGAGUACACUGGGGAAGAACAGCAGUCAGAAGAGGAACAACAUGAAGAAGCAUCUUGCACAAUUAUAACUGGACCAGACACUGAAUCAGGUCCUGAAGUGGCCAGAAGAGUCCUUGAAGCAGGAAGAGAAACUGACCUUAUGAGCACCAAGAUUAAGGCAGUAAAACUACCUGGAGAAGUGGGUCCAAGAAGUAGUAGAUUACAGAGAACCAGAGAUUUGACUACAGAGACAAUUCCUGUUUCUAGUGCCAGGUCGAUAACCUAUAUAAAGGUUACACCCCCUGCAGGAGUGCAAGUAGCAAAACAGACUAGGGGAAGCAAUGGAACAAGGAGAAUCCCUGUUUCAAGUCGUGUACAUCACCAGUCGGAAAGUAGUGAAAGACGGAAUACCUAUGAAAUAAUUGGAGGCGAGGUUUAUGGAAACGAAGACCCUACCCCAAAUAGGGACACAACAAAAAAAAAAAAAAGAUUUGCAAGUACAACACACAAGGGAAGACCAAGCAAAGAAUCUACUCUGAUACCUAUCCGAAGAUAUGAACAGACAAAAGAGAAAUUGUAUACAUAUGAACCCUUAUAUUUAAAGUCAAGCCAGGGCAAACCAUCACAUUCAGAAGUGGCCCAAAGAAUGUUUGAACAAAUAGAUCCUUCGUUAAAUGGUUUUUGCAGGGGUUCUAUCCCUUCAAGUUCAAGGCAUAGGACGUUUACACCAGCUGCUGAAGUAGAGCAAUCAGAAGACAUCCCAAGGUGGGAUGGUAGAGAGAGGGGCCUAACUCUAUCAAGUCUUAUUUCAAGUACCCAGAAAAGGACUGCUACACAGAAGGAAGUACAACAUAUACAGAUUAUGGUACAGGAGGAAGGUGAAGAACAGUUUGUGGUUCAGGAGGAAGGUGAAGAACAGUUUGUGGUUCAGGAGGAAGGUGAAGAACAGUUUGUGGUUCAGGAGGAAGGUGAAGAACAGUUUGUGGUUCAGGAGGAAGGUGAAGAACAGUUUGUGGUUCAGGAGGAAGGUGAAGAACAGUUUGUGGUUCAGGAGGAAGGUGAAGAACAGUUUGUGGUUCAGGAGGAAGGUGAAGAACAGUUUGUGGUUCAGGAGGAAGGUGAAGAACAGUUUGUGGUAAUGCCACAGGUAGAACAGUUUGUGGUUCAGGAGGAAGGUGAAGAACAGUUUGUGGUUCAGGAGGAAGGUGAAGAACAGUUUGUGGUAAUGCCACAGGUAGAACAGUUUGUGGUUCAGGAGGAAGGUGAAGAACAGUUUGUGGUUCAGGAGGAAGGUGAAGAACAGUUUGUGGUUCAGGAGGAAGGUGAAGAACAGUUUGUGGUUCAGGAGGAAGGUGAAGAACAGUUUGUGGUUCAGGAGGAAGGUGAAGAACAGUUUGUGGUUCAGGAGGAAGGUGAAGAACAGUUUGUGGUUCAGGAGGAAGGUGAAGAACAGUUUGUGGUGAUGCCGCAGGUAGAAGAACAGUUUGUGGUAAAGUCGGAGGUAGAAGAAUGGAUUCUGGUACAGGAGCCACUAGGCUACCCGACCACCCCUCUAGUACAGGAAUAUUGCCGAUGUGAUGAAAAAUUUAACUCACUCACUCUAGUACAGGAGGAAGGUGAAGAACAGUUUGUGGUAAAACGGGAGGUAGAAGAACAGUUUGUGGUAAUGACACAGGUAGAAGAACGGAUAGUGGCACAGGAGGAAGAUGAAGAACGCUUUGUGGUAAUGCCACAGGUCAUAGAACAGGCUGUGGCACAGGAAGAAGGUAAAGAACAGUUUGUGGUAAAGCAGGAGGAAGGUAAAGAACGGUUUGUGGUAAAGCAGGAGGAAGAUGAAGAACAGUUUGUGGUUAUGCCGCAGGUUGAAGAGUGGAUUGUGAAACAGGAGGAAGGUAAAGAACAGUUUGUGGAAAAGAAGGAGGUACACAAACAUAUUGUGGCACAGGAGGAAGGUAAAGAACAGUUUGUGGUAAAGCAGGAGGAAGGUAAAGAACAGUUUGUGGCAAAACCGGAGGUAGAACAUUGUCUGGUCCAGGAGGAAGGUGAAGAACAGAAUGUAGUAAAGUCAGAGGGAGAAGGACGGAUAAAUGAUUAAAACAUUACAGACAGAUUUUUGAGUAUACUGGGAGUUAAAAAGUUGAGUCCCUUUGGUGUGCAAGGAUUAAGAUCUGCAUAACACAGCCUUCUUCCCAGCUGACCUGGGUCUUCACCGUGACGAGCGAACACUUUAACCACUAGGCUAUCUAACCACCCCCCUGGUACAGGAGGAAGGUGAAAAACAGUUUGUGGUAAAACCGUAUAAAUGGUAUGACCUAAAUGAAGUUAUGGUCGAAGCUGCAUUCAAUCAGAAUCACUCACUCACUCAAUUUAAUCUUGUGAAUGAGAUUUCAAUCACUGUAAUAUGCUGUAUUUGUUAGCCUGAUAUAUCAAUGUUACUGUAUCAUGUACCAGAGGCGAUUACCCUGUGGGAUUCUUGGUAGGACCUUAGCAACCUAUGCCUGUGUAAAGAGGCGACUAAACAGAAUAGGUGGUCAGGGCAACUAUGCUUGUCGUAAGAGGCGACUUACAGGAUCGGGUGGUCAGGCUCGCUGACUUGGUUGAUGCAUGUCAUCAUAUCCCAAUUGCGUGGAUUGAUGCUCAUGAUAUCAAUCACUGAAUGUCUGGUCCAGACUCAAUUAUUUAAAGACCACUGUCAUAUAGCUGGAAUAUUGCUGAGUGCAGUGUUAACCAACAAACAAACAAAAAAGGUGGUCAGACUCAAUGGCCAUGGUUGAUUAUUUGUCAUUGUUCAUAAGGAUGUUUGACAUUGCUAGUAAUCACUGGUUUGUCAAGAAUGGAAUAUUUACAGGCUGCAAUCAUAUAGCUGAAAUAUUGUUUGAAAAACACUGCGCUCUGUUAUGUCUUACAACUUACAUGAAGCAUACUGACAUAAAUAAAUAUCAACUAUGAUCAAGGUUA
Haliotis rufescens (red abalone) is the source of this 4157-nucleotide messenger RNA. RefSeq lists its product as uncharacterized. The record is from RefSeq and is a predicted model, not a curated record. Lineage: Eukaryota; Metazoa; Mollusca; Gastropoda; Lepetellida; Haliotidae. Bases 361 to 3294 code for a protein of 977 amino acids. The transcript is spliced from 12 exons.